GAGAUCGCGGUCCCCAUCCAUUCCAGCAUCACCCGUCGCCCCCGCUCUCUUUCCUCCGUCUCCCUCGUCCUCCUCUGCUUUUUAUUACUCUUCUCCACUCAUUAGCUUUUGGUUGGUGUUGGUUGGUUCCCUUCUUGAGAGUUGCGAGAACCCCCGAAACCCAACUGGUCCAUCAUCAUCCAUCCCCAAGCGGAGAGAGAGGGAGAAGAAGCAAGGACCGGAGAGGUAGGACGCCAGCCGCGGUGGGCGCGCCAUAAGGGGAAGCACGCGCGACUCUCCCGCCCGAGAUCCAAGAACCGCGAGAUCCGCCCGUACCCUUCGCUUGCUGCCGUCGCCGGCGAAAUCCUCUUCCUUGAUGCGGCCGGAGCGCUGCCUCGCGAGUGCUUGAACUCCCGGAGACCACCGUGUCCAUGGCGCGCUUCUUGGGUGCCGGGGAGGAGCAAGAGGAGUUCUUUGACUCGAGGGAGGUCCUAUCGCCGGCGUCCAUCUCGUCGCCGGUGACUUCCGGCCGCCACGACGAUGGGUGGCUCUUUGACGAGUCGCUGCUCGAGGUCUGGGUCAGGGACCCGUGCAGCGUCCAGGAGCGCCGCCAGAGGUUCGUCAAGUCCCUGGGCCUCUUGGAUUCUAAAUCCAACGGCGCUCGGGCAGACGACGAGCCGUGCUUGAAGCCUGAGGCCACCGAAGAGAUCCUACCGAACAGCCCCAGUGCCGAGUUGUACUCAGCCGCCCCUACCUUUGCGUGUAGGGGUGGGGAGCCGACAACAUCCGGUGACGAUGGUGCUGGCAUGGAGGGCUUGAAGUUGGAGUGCGUCUUCAAGAACCUGGACGAUGGCACAGUGUUUGUGGUCGACGAGAUGGGUAAGGAUGGGAGCUUCCAGAGCCUUAGGGAGAGGCGAUCCAACCGGACAGUAACUGCAGCAGAAUUCGAGCAGACCUUUGGCUCAUCACCUUUCAUCCGUGAGCUGAUGCAGAGGGUGGACGAUUCGGAUGAACCUUCCACCCCGGAGAAGAUUGUGAUGAGGAGAAAGAGGAGGAAAAGACUUGGAUGGCUGCGAAGGCUGGGCAUUGGUGCUUGUGUUGGCGAUGCAGAGGAAGACGAUGAGAUCAAUUCGACAUCAUCUAGUUCUCGCCGGAGUUGCUCUGGGAAGGUUGAUAGAGUCAAGGUGAGACCCUACAAGAAGCGAUCAAAGGAAUUAUCUGCAGUGUACAAGGGCCAAGUCAUCAAGGCGCAUGAAGGUGCUAUUUUGACCAUGAAGUUCAGCUCUGAUGGCCAAUAUCUGGCUACUGGAGGUGAGGAUGGGGUUGUUCGUGUGUGGCGCGUGGUGGAAGGCAAGAGGCCUGAUGAUCAUGAUUUUGUUGAGGACGAUCCUUCAUGUGUGUUCUUCACAGUCAAUGAAAACUCUGAAUUGGCUCCCAUCAAUUCCUGCGAAGGGGGUAAGGGCAAGCAUAGCAAGAGUUCAAAGGGGGCUGCAGAUCCAGCCUGUGUUGUGAUUCCUCACCGAACCUUUGCGCUAUCUGAGGAUCCUGUGCAUGAAUUUCAUGGGCAUGAUGAUGUCAUCUUGGAUCUUUCAUGGUCAAAAAAUAGGGAAUUGCUUUCUGCAUCCAUGGAUAAAACUGUUCGAUUGUGGAAGGUCGGGUGCAAUAGUUGUCUGAAGGUUUUCUCCCAUAAUAACUAUGUGACAUGCAUCCAGUUUAAACCUACCAAUGGUGAUUAUUUCAUCAGUGGUUGUAUUGAUGGGAUGGUACGAAUUUGGGAUGUUCCUAGAUGCCAAGUUGUGGACUGGGCUGACAACAAAGAGAUAGUCACUGCAGUUUGUUACAGCCCUGAUGGAAAGGGCGCAGUGGUUGGGUCAUUAACAGGAAACUGCAGUUACUAUGACGCAUCAGAAAAUCAUCUAGAGCUGGAAUCCCAAGUCCCCCUGUAUGGCAGAAAGAAAUCUCCACUUAAAAGAAUAAUUGGUUUCCAGUAUUGCCCAUCUGAUCCAAAGAAACUGAUGGUGACGUCUGGUCACUCCCAAGUUCACAUUCUCGAUGGGGUUCAUGUAGUUUCCAACUACAAAGGAUUGCGAAGUUCAAGUCAAGCUGCUGCAUCAUUCACAUCAGAUGGAGAUCACAUUAUUUCUGCUAGCGAUGACUCCAGUAUCUAUAUGUGGAAUUAUGCAAAUCAAAUUGCCCCUGUCACAAGCCGUUCAAAGACCAUAUGGUCAUAUGAGCGCUUCUUCUGCAAUGAUGUGUCUGUUGCAAUACCAUGGAACGCCUCACCUGCAAAGAGUUCUAUUUCUCUGGCUUGCAACAUCCCUUCUUUACGGCAACAGGUCUCUGAUGAGAUUCACAACUUGCAAGAAUAUACGUCAUACUGCCAUGCUGAAGAUUCGUUUGAAGGUGAUAGCUUGUAUCAAUUGCCAUCUGGCAAUUUCACUCUUAGUAGUACAUUCUUUGCUGAGUCGAUGCCAAGGGGAACAGCGACAUGGCCUGAAGAGCAGCUACCAUCCAAUUCAGUGGCUCCAUCAUCCACCUUGCGUAAAUCUCAGUAUAAGUUCCUGAAGACUUCUUGCCAGAGAGCAAACACGCAUUCUUGGGGUCAGGUCAUAGUCACCGCUAGUUGGGAUGGCCACAUCAGGUCAUUCCAGAAUUAUGGUUUGCCUGUGCAAGUGUGACAUGGUGCAAGGCAUGCAUCUUUUCGCUGUUGCUUGAUCAGUGGAUAUCCAAGAGACGGCAGCUGAGAAGCCCAUUACAAAACUUUUAUGCCUCUAGAAGCUUGGUUGGCUGAAGUUGACGCUCGUCCAGAUCAUGAUUACAGUACAAAUAAAACAGUCACAUGUUUGGGUGCUUGUACUGAAUUGCUUGCGGUCCAGAAGUUGUAUGUAGUCCAGUGGUCCUGCAAGAUCUCGACAGCGUCGGCACAUUGUAGGAGGCCCGGAGAAGAUGGAUCGCCUCACAAACCAAACUUUGCUCAAUGAGUGGGGUUCGGGCAGUGCUUUGAUGUUGUUCCUUUUCUUUGUUUUUGCUCCCUCGGGGGUCCUUCGUAAAUAUAUAGUGGAUGGAUAAACAUAGUUUUGCCCAUUCUAAGUCCCCUUGCCCUGAUCCGAGAUGGUCGACAAGGCUAGUGGGGAGGUAGAGGUAGAGUUCACUGUUGUAUAGGAAAAUUCAGUUCGGGGGGUGCACAGAUUGGAUUCAUUUGAUUUGUUUACAUGCCAUCAUCGUUCACAUCAUAGCCUGCCUUUAUGAUGAACUGAUGCUUCUAUUUUUUUGUGUGUUGGAGAUGCCA
This is a messenger RNA of Panicum hallii, 3268 nucleotides long. RefSeq lists its product as uncharacterized. NCBI's taxonomy places the organism in Eukaryota, Viridiplantae, Streptophyta, Magnoliopsida, Poales, Poaceae. Bases 411 to 2657 code for a protein of 748 amino acids. Gene Ontology annotation, molecular function: protein binding. The record is from RefSeq and is a predicted model, not a curated record. The transcript has 7 exons.